Molecule: messenger RNA, 987 nt
Organism: Loa loa (African eye worm)
Lineage: Eukaryota; Metazoa; Nematoda; Chromadorea; Rhabditida; Onchocercidae
Product: ZIP Zinc transporter
Exons: 6
Coding region: 1-987 (328 amino acids)
Biological process (GO): zinc ion transmembrane transport
Cellular component (GO): plasma membrane
Molecular function (GO): zinc ion transmembrane transporter activity
Source: RefSeq, a predicted model, not a curated record
AUGUAUACUGAUAUUAGAAAUCUGUUCCUGUCACCUGUACCACCAGGACCAAUCGUUCCGGUGCAUGAACUUCUCAGAGCAGGGCUUAUUAUCACGCUGUUUAUUGUAACGCUUCUAGCUUGCUCCUUUGCAUUCCUGCUUCAACGCGUGGCGAACAGAACAACCGGAUUCGGGCUAGUACUCUCUCUGAUUUCUGUAUUUGGUGGUGGUGUAUUUUUGGCUACAUGUCUAUUAGAUCUGUUACCGGAUGCAAAAGAAAGUCUUAGAAGAAUUGAAAAGAUGCAACACAUCUCUUAUACCUAUCCAGUGAUGGAAAUUUUUGUGGCUGUUGGGUUUCUGCUGGUACUUUCAACUGAACAAGUUAUUGUAUUUAUCCGAGAAAAGCAAUGCAACGGUUCCGCAGAUCUGGACAAUUUAAUCACGGGACAUCAAGAUCACAACGAACAAAAUCCUGAACUUGCAGAUUCUUAUCCGGAAUACGAAAACGAAGUUAAUCAGAGCUCCUUAACGCAGUCUCAAUCGAUAUUACGGAUUGUUUUGCUAGUAAUGGUACUAUCCUUACAUGCUGUGUUUGAAGGCCUAUCAUUAGGCCUCGUUAGUGGCAUGAGCGAAAUUAUGCAGGUUUUCUUUGCGCUACUUCUGCACAAAACAGUUAUUGGCUUUUCACUUGGGAUUCGUCUUGUGCAGAGUGCUUUAAGUCUUACAACGGCAUUAUUAUGUUCGACUGUCUUCGCUGCGCAAAUUAUUAUUGGAGGUUUUGGUGGCAUCGCUAUCCUGGAUCUCGUUAGCCGUGGAUCACCACUUAUUGCUAGUGCAGUUUCCUUCAUCGCACAGGCAAUAGCGUGCGGAACAUUCCUGUACAUAACUUGUUUCGAAAUAUUGCCACGCGAAUUUCAUCAAGGCCAGUUUCGUAUCGCAAAACUCUUUUCACUAAUUGUUGGAUUUGUCUUUAUUGCGAGUCUGAUGGCUUUAUUUCCCAACAGCUAA